This is a messenger RNA of Ilex paraguariensis (yerba mate), 321 nucleotides long. The record is from the annotation of a GenBank genome assembly. Lineage: Eukaryota; Viridiplantae; Streptophyta; Magnoliopsida; Aquifoliales; Aquifoliaceae.
AUGUCGUGGUCUAUUGCAGCUGUUGACAAUUAUGCCCGUUACCUUCUAUUUUUGGACUUGCAGGAGGUCGACAAUCGUUUGGAAGAAGAAGAGUUUGAUGCAGCUGAGACGAUAGAAGAGGCAGAGUCUGUGGAACAAGGGGCUUAUAAGGAGAGAGUUGAAAGGCUGAAGAGAAAGAAAAUGGAGCUUAAGGCUGCUAGGUCAGCCACCCAUAGCAGAGGUACUCGAGUCCUGGGCAAAGAAUCUAGCACUGAUGAAUCAUCAAGUGAUGACAUUAGUGAGGAGAAUUUUGCAGUUGAUUGGAGAGCUAAACAUCUUUAA